AUGGCCAACGCCAAGUUCCAUUAUGGCUUCGAGUACCUUGGUGUCAUCGAUCGCCUCGUGCAAACCCCUCUCACGGAUCGCUGCUAUCUGACCAUGACGCAAGCACUCGAGGCUCGAUUAGGUGGCUCUCCAUUCGGCCCUGCUGGCACAGGAAAAACGGAAUCAGUCAAAGCACUCGGCACACAAUUAGGACGAUUCGUAUUAGUCUUCAAUUGUGAUGAGACCUUUGAUUUCCAUGUAUGUUCUUCCUUGGAUGUCUGUUAA
Messenger RNA from Protopolystoma xenopodis, 264 nucleotides. NCBI's taxonomy places the organism in Eukaryota, Metazoa, Platyhelminthes, Monogenea, Polystomatidea, Polystomatidae. The record is from the annotation of a GenBank genome assembly.